Vicia faba (fava bean) is the source of this 975-nucleotide messenger RNA. Lineage: Eukaryota; Viridiplantae; Streptophyta; Magnoliopsida; Fabales; Fabaceae. The record is from the annotation of a GenBank genome assembly.
AUGUUGCUGUUUAAUAGGGAUUUAGAAUAUAGGUGUGGUUUAAGUAAAUCCCUAGAUAGUUUUGAUCCUAUUGAAGAUAGUUUUUAUCCUAUUGAAAAUAACGGUGUAAAUGAAGACCCAUCUAUUUUAACUGAUGACCCAUAUAUUUUAACUGAUGACCCAUCUAUUUUAACUGAUGACUCAUCUAUUUUAACUGAUGACCCAUCUAUUUUAACUGAUAUGGAUAAUGACAUUCAUAGUUGGAUUGAGAGUUAUCUUCGUUAUUUAGAUGAUAGUGACAACUACAAUGCCAAUAUCAGUGACUUGAAUAGUUACAUUUUAGAUGAUACAAAUGAUAGUGAUUUGUAUGAAAUAGAAAAUUCUAAUGAUACAAAUGAUAGUGAUUUUACUCCAAUAGAAUAUUCUAAUGAUACAAAUAAUAGUAAAUUUACUCCAAUACAAUAUCCUGAUGAUCCAAAAGAUACUUCUUAUACUGAAAAAUUUAAGCAUUUAUGGGUUGAAUGCGAAAGUUGCUUUGGAUUAAAUUAUAAGAAAUUUUUUAAAUCCAAAAUGAAUAUUUGCGAACACUGUGGAGAUCAUUUGAAAAUGAGCAGUUCAGAUAGAAUCGAACUUUCGAUUGAUCCAGGUACUUGGAAUCCUAUGGAUGAAGACAUGUUUUCUCUGGAUCCCAUUGAAUGGGACAAACCUUAUACGGAAGACGAACCUUCUACGGAAGACGAAUACGACUCUUCUACGGAAGACGAAUACGAAUCUUCUACGGAAGACAAACCUUCUAACGAACCUUCUACGGAAGACAAACCUUCUAACGAACCUUCGACGGAAGACAAACCUUCUAACGAACCUUCGACGGAAGACAAACCUUCUAACGAACCUUCGACGGAAGACAAACCUUAUACGGAAGACGAAUCUUCUCCGGAAGACGAAUCUUUACCCGGUUUCCUGAAAUAUUCUUUCAAAUAUUGGGAGAUAUCAUAG